AUGGAUGAUGAGAUAAAUGUAACAUAUAUAACUCUUGGUGGUCAUGUGGAAGUUAACAAAUACAGAUACAUUUAUUUUUUUAUUAUCUUCAUAGUAUAUUUGCUAAUAAUCUGCAGUAAUUCAACCAUUGUGUACCUUAUCUGGGUUCACCCUAACCUCCAUGAGCCUAUGUAUAUUUUCAUUGCAGCUUUGUUAGUGAACUCUGUUCUUUUCAGCACUGCUGUCUACCCAAAGCUUUUGGUUGACUUUUUAUCUGAAAAACAGACCAUAUCUUAUUCAGCUUGUCUCUUCCAAUUUCACUUAUUUUACUCUUUAGGUGGUUCAGAGUUCUUACUGUUGGCAGCCAUGUCGUAUGACAGAUAUGUAUCUAUAUGUAAACCUCUGCAAUAUCACACUAUCAUGACAAAACCAACAGUCAGUGUUUUCUUGGGUUUGGCUUGGAUUCUGCCGGCCUCUCAGGUGGCUGUACCGGCUGGUUUAAGUGCUGAAAAAAAGCUUUGUAGAUUUCUUUUAAAAGGAGUUUUUUGUAACAAUACAGUUUAUAAACUUCAGUGUGUGAUCUCAGGAGCACAAAUCAUACAUGAUAUGGUAAUUUUGCUUAAUGUUGCGCUUGUCCCUGUGCUUUUCAUACUCUUUACAUACACCAGGAUAUUUAUUAUUACCUAUCGAAGUAGUAGAGAAGUCAGGAGAAAAGCUGCACAGACCUGUCUACCCCACCUGUUGGUUCUGAUGAACUUUUCCUGUCUGUGUGCAUACGAUGUGAUUAUAGUUCAGUUGGAUACUGACUUUCCAAAAACUGUAAAUUUAAUAAUGUCUUUACAAAUAGUAAUGUAUCACCCUCUCUUUAAUCCAAUCAUGUACGGACUAAAGAUGAAAGAAAUAUCAAAACACCUCAAAAAGUUGUUCUGUCGAGCCAAAUGUACGUGA
This is a messenger RNA of Etheostoma cragini (Arkansas darter), 927 nucleotides long. RefSeq names its product olfactory receptor 6N2-like. The record is from RefSeq and is a predicted model, not a curated record. The transcript has a single exon. Gene Ontology annotation, biological process: G protein-coupled receptor signaling pathway. Bases 1 to 927 code for a protein of 308 amino acids. Lineage: Eukaryota; Metazoa; Chordata; Actinopteri; Perciformes; Percidae. Gene Ontology annotation, cellular component: membrane. Gene Ontology annotation, molecular function: G protein-coupled receptor activity; olfactory receptor activity.